This is a messenger RNA of Salarias fasciatus (jewelled blenny), 1183 nucleotides long. Its product is annotated as CCN family member 3-like. Gene Ontology annotation, molecular function: heparin binding; integrin binding. The record is from RefSeq and is a predicted model, not a curated record. Lineage: Eukaryota; Metazoa; Chordata; Actinopteri; Blenniiformes; Blenniidae. Gene Ontology annotation, biological process: signal transduction; cell adhesion; chondrocyte differentiation. The coding region runs from base 134 to 1183 and encodes 349 amino acids. The transcript is spliced from 5 exons. Gene Ontology annotation, cellular component: extracellular region; extracellular matrix.
UUCUGCUUCACCACAGCCAGAGAGGAGGGCCGAUCAGACCCUGAUCCGCAGGACUCAGAUCAGCUCCACGCGUCUGAAAUUAAAGCACAUUUUUUUUAGACUGCAGACUUCUUUUGAUUCUGCUUAAAGGAAGAUGGCAAAUCUGUCAGAUAGAACCCUUUUCAUUUUCUUUGCUUCAGCACAGAUUUUUACACUUGUCUGCUGUCAGAUGUGUCCCCGGAGAUGCCAGUGCCCUAAAGAGCCGCCGGCGUGUCUCCCCGGGGUGCCCCUGAUUCUGGAUGACUGUGCCUGCUGCCUGGUGUGUGCUGGCCAAAAAGGACAGGCAUGCUCUGAUAUGAACCCAUGUGACACUCGCAGAGGGCUGCAGUGUGACUACACAGCUGACAUCCACAAGAGGACGGGAGUCUGCAAUGUUCAUAAGGGGAACGUGUGUGUUGUGGACGGCUCUGUCUACUACAACGGACAGACCUUCUUCCCCAGCUGUAAGUACCAGUGCAUGUGCUACGACGGGCAGAUCGCCUGCGUGCCGCGCUGCAACGUGGACGUCAUGCUGCCCGGGCCGGACUGCCCCAUGCCCCGCAGGGUCCAGGUUCCCGGGGAGUGCUGUGAGAAGUGGGUGUGUGAGCCCCAAGUCGAAGCCAGCGCGCUGGGCGGCUUCGCCAUGGCGGCCUAUCGGCAGGAGGAGACGGUGAGCUUUGACAGCUGGGAUCCCAGCCUGAACUGCAUUGAGCAGACCACAGAGUGGGGCGCCUGCUCUCGGACGUGUGGCAUGGGGGUGUCCACCAGGGUCACCAACAAGAACCAGGCGUGUGAGAUGGUGAAGCAGAGUCGGCUGUGUAUGAUCAGACCGUGUGACGAGCAGCAGGAGCAUCUGGCACUACUUGCACCAAAGCGAGGCAGUAAGUGCCAGAGGAUAGCCCGUAGCGAACAAGCAGUUCACCUCUCCCACAACAACUGUACCAGCGUUCUCGCCUACAAACCUCGCUACUGCGGCUCCUGCACGGACGGCCGCUGCUGCACCCCUCACAGGACCAAAACGGUGCUGGUUGAGUUCCAGUGCGCCCACAGUAAAAGCGUCAGGAGGCCCGUCAUGGCCAUCCUGUCCUGCGUCUGCCACAGCCACUGCCCUCGGGACAACACCGUGUGGCAGCCGUCACAGCUGCCGUACGGCGGCACGAUAUAG